Molecule: messenger RNA, 2577 nt
Organism: Ilex paraguariensis (yerba mate)
Lineage: Eukaryota; Viridiplantae; Streptophyta; Magnoliopsida; Aquifoliales; Aquifoliaceae
Source: the annotation of a GenBank genome assembly
UCUUCUGAAAACUCGCUUCUAUUCUUGCUGGAAACUCACUCUCUCUCUCUCUCCCCUCCAAUGUUGAGAGAAAAUCUCAUUGUUGUGGGUUUCAUCACAGUCCUUGUUCUCAUCCACUUCACUCAACCAUGCUGGUGUAAACAGAAUCAUCCCUGUGACCCCUCUUCCUGCGGCAAUAUCCAUAACAUCAGUUACCCUUUCCGAUUGAAAGAUGAUCCCAAAAACUGUGGUAACCCCAAAUAUGAGCUUGCUUGUGAAAAUAAUGCUACAGUUUUAUACUUGGGUGACCAUAAACAUAAACGUAAAUACCUCGUUCAAUCUAUCAACUAUCCUAACCUCACAAUCCGCCUUGUUGAUUCUGCUGUACCAAAAAAGGAUAAUUGCUUCUUUCUUCCUCAGUAUUCUUUAACCGAAUACAACUUCACUUACAAAGAUCCAUAUAGCACUUUUAACCAAUUUGACCAACAGAAAAACAAGCCUGUAACUUUUCUGAAUUGCCCAUAUCCAGUAGAUUCUCCUCCCUACCUGGAGAUAGGACAGUGCAUCAAUGGAGUUUAUACUACAAACUCCUCUUUCUCCUCCUCUUCCAGAAUACACUCUUAUGUCAUUGUUAGCGGCUUGAUGGCAGCAGAAGUGAGAGAGAGGUGCAGUAUAGCGCUAAUGGUGAUGACCUCGUGGGCGUUUAAGGAUAAUAAUAAUAUCUCUUUUUCAGACAUCUACGACGCCAUGGAAUAUGGGUUUGAGCUUUCAUGGUUCAAAACAGAGGUUUAUUAUUGCUCCAUUCUUGGACUGUAUUUCGAUGGAUCCACCAAGUGCGGCACCAAAGAAUUCUUUCUGGCCAUCUGUUUCUAUAUCCGGAGAGCCAUUAUAUUGGGCAUAGGACUGCACAUUGCAGCAAAAUUUCUGAUUGGGUUACCAAGCAUUUUUGUGUUCAUAAUCUAUAAACUGCGAAGAAGGCAUUUGUCGAUGUUUGAUGCAAUUGAAAGGUUUCUACAAAGUCAUAAUAACCUCAUGCCCAUUAGGUACUCCUAUUCAGAGGUUAAAAAGAUGACAAAAGGCUUCAAGGACAAAUUGGGUGAAGGGGGUUAUGGUACUGUGUAUAAAGGAAAGCUUCGAAGUGGCCGGUUUGCGGCAGUAAAGAUAUUGGGUAAAUCCAAAGCUAAUGGGCAAGAAUUCAUCAAUGAAGUUGCUUCGAUUGGAAGGAUUCAUCAUGUCAACGUGGUGCAGCUAAUUGGAUACUGUGCCGAGAGAUCCAAGCGUGCUCUUGUAUAUGAAUUCAUGCCAAAUGGUUCACUAGAGAAGUACAUCUUUCCUCGAGAAGGAAGUACCUCCCUGAGCUGGGAGAGGAAGUAUGAGAUUGCACUUGGUGUGGCUCGUGGAAUUGAAUACUUGCACCGAGGCUGUGAUAUUCAGAUUCUUCAUUUCGAUAUCAAGCCACACAACAUUCUUCUAGAUGAUAACUUCAUCCCAAAAGUCUCCGACUUUGGGCUAGCCAAAUUGUAUCCAACUGAUAACAGCAUUGUGAAUCUAACCAAAGCUCGAGGAACAAUAGGUUAUGUAGCUCCAGAAUUGAUCAACAGAAGCAUUGGAGGUGUCUCAUAUAAGGCUGAUGUUUACAGCUUUGGAAUGUUGUUGAUGGACAUGGUAGGAUUAAAGACAAAUUUGAUGCCUACUGAAGAGAAUUCUACCCAAUACUUUCCAUUCUGGAUUUUCGAUCGGUUCAAUAAAGGCAAGGAAAUUGAAAUGGAAGAAGCAACUGAUGAUGAAAACAAAAUCACUAGGAAGAUGACCUUGGUUUCAUUAUGGUGCAUCCAGACAAAUCCCAUCAACCGUCCCUCAAUGAGAAAGGUAGUGGAGAUGCUAGAAGGUGAAGUUGAACAUUUGCAAAUGCCUCCUGAUCCUUGUCAAACUCCUGAAGAUACAUCACUUGAGCAAGCAUUCAGUGGAGAGUCUACAAAGUCGAUGGCUUUGUUGUGUAAUUCUUCUAGUUACAUCAACUCCUUAGAUGUGGUUAUAGAUUGAAAAACUGAUAUUUUAAUUACAAAUCACACUACAGUGCUAGGUUAAUUCACAAGUUAAUAUAUAUGUUGAAACCCUCUUCUAGUCAUGCAUAAAUACAUCAAUGGCCCCAUAAUCUCAAUCGCAGAUAUAUAAGUGUCUCAAGAAGUUUAGCAAUUCAAAACUUUUGGCAAAUCGCUUCUACUAAGUUUCCCAACAGUAGCUUAGCUUAGUAGUUUAACUCUUCCUACUGGCGUGGCGCUGCUAAGACCCUUCAUACCAUAACAGAUCAAAAAAAAAUUGUAUGGAAUGCUUGGCUAGAUUUUAUUAUGAAUAGAGAAUCAAAACCCUAUCAUAUGGUUCAUCUUCAGUAGAAUAGGGUACUAAAAUUAUGUUGACUCAAUCAUCCUUGAUUGCUAAAAUUUGAAAAAACAAAAAACAAAAUUCAGUCUAAAAUGAUCUGAACUUCAAUUGAAUUGAGUCAUGUUUCUUGAACCUAACGAUGAUUCUAAACAAAGAUUGAAUCAUAAGGAGAUGGAGAUAGAGUACACAGAUGCAAAGAGGAGAUUGAAAUAUGAC